Messenger RNA from Truncatella angustata, 651 nucleotides. RefSeq lists its product as uncharacterized. Bases 1 to 651 code for a protein of 216 amino acids. NCBI's taxonomy places the organism in Eukaryota, Fungi, Ascomycota, Sordariomycetes, Amphisphaeriales, Sporocadaceae. The record is from RefSeq and is a predicted model, not a curated record. The transcript is spliced from 5 exons.
AUGCCAAAGUACACUGCCCAAGUUCCAAUAUUUCCAAUAUUUCCAAUCUUCUUACAUAUUUGCCCCCCCAUCGUCACCGCAAAUCGCGUUACUCAAAAUUACCAUUCAAUCUCGUGGGCCAGCGGUCAUCACCGAGCAUGUGAUUGCGUCAAUGCACGUGGCACCGGUUUGUAUAUCUUUCUCGUCCACGGCACCCAUUCCAGUCACAAACUUGGGAUGCUGCUUGUUGUGAAAGGCACCGGCCCAUCCCAGCCCGACAUAAACAAAGCGGUGACCAGAGACCGCCCAAAGAUGGCGGGGCCAUACUGGUACGGGCUCGACGGGAUCCGUAAGCGCGGUGUUGACGCUUGCAUAUCCCGUCUGCCUCAACUUGGAACAACUUUCGGACCAGCUCAGUCCCUCGAAGAAACACAGGUGGGACAGAUGCCCAACAGCAAAGGGCCCCCUGAUGCAGCCUGGCAGUCUGGCAACUUUGGAGGCGAUAGUCGUAUCUUUGGGGGGCCAACAAUAGACACUACUAAAUGGACAGCUCGAUUCUCCAUUCAAGCCGCCACAGCCGAAUGUCAAAGUCAGCCACUCAACGAGUAUGAUAAUGGCGACUACGUAGUAUCUUGUGCUGUUGGCAGCAGUACCAACAAACAGUCAAAAUAA